Molecule: messenger RNA, 1316 nt
Organism: Penaeus monodon (black tiger shrimp)
Lineage: Eukaryota; Metazoa; Arthropoda; Malacostraca; Decapoda; Penaeidae
Product: carbohydrate sulfotransferase 1-like
Exons: 2
Coding region: 49-1089 (346 amino acids)
Biological process (GO): sulfur compound metabolic process; N-acetylglucosamine metabolic process
Molecular function (GO): N-acetylglucosamine 6-O-sulfotransferase activity
Source: RefSeq, a predicted model, not a curated record
GGCCCGAACGCCGUCUUGUGCUCCGGCUCAGUUUGACUGCGUCCGAGAAUGGGGCGGCGAAGCGUCGUCCUGGCUCUCCUGGCUGUCCUGUUGGCGUCGUCGCUGCUUCAGCUCCUCUACCAGCAGGAGGGUUCUCUCGAGGGGCGCAGCACAAGCCAGCCCGUGUACGCCGGCGCCACCAGGCAGAGCCGAGCGCACACCCAGGUCCUGCUCUGGACGCAGAUCCGCUCAGGGUCGUCCUUCACCGGCCGCGUGCUGACGAUGGGAACUAAAACCUUCUACUCGGAGGAGCCUAUUCGCGUUUACGACCACACCUUAGGGAGGGAUAUUGGUGCGGCCGUUGCCUUCCUCAAAGACAUCUUGCUCUGCCGUUUCUCUCGGCACUUGAAAUAUUUCAAGGAAUACUUAACAUGGCAUUACCAAGAUCUGAAAGUGAAAUAUCUCUGCCAAUUCGAGCCAAGGCUGUGUUCCUCUCCCUUCAUUUAUGAGGCCUUCUGCCGCGCCGCCCCCGUGGUGGUAGUGCGGGUCGUGGCUCUGGCCCUGACGGCGUCCAUCCCGCUGCUGGAGGAUGACGAAAUGGAGCUCAAGGUGGUCCACUUGGUCCGCGAUCCCCGGGGCACGCUCGCCUCCAGGAGAAAUCUUCCCUCCUUUGCCCAUGUUUACGAGGAGGAGUCGAACGUGACCGCUGUGUGUGCAAGGUACCGGGAGGACCUGGUCGCGGCUGCCACGCUCCGUCAGUUCUUUCCCAAAAGGUACAUACUAGUGCGUUACGAGGACCUGGCGCGCUCUCCGGAGAGAGAAGUCCGUCGCCUGUACGAGUUCAUGGGCCUACCCUUCACCGCCCUCGUCUCUCAGUUCAUCUUCGACCACACGAGCGGCCUGCAGAAGCGGGGCGAUAUGGACAAGCCUUUCACUUAUUUCAGGAACUCCACGGAGAUCGCGGAUCGGUGGCGCGACAAAAUGAGUUACGAGGACGCGCUGGCUAUCCAGGAGCAGUGCGAGGACGUCCUGCAGAGCUAUGGCUACGAGGUCUUCAGGAGUCGCAGGGAGUACUCGCGCCGGGGAGGGGCUCUCGAGGCGCCGCCUUAGAUUGCGUCCCAUACCGACGCGAAGAAUAUAUAAGUGUAUACAGGACAAUUGACUUCGUUCUAUAGCUAUAUCCUAUGAACGUGGCCACGCUUGUGCUUCGUCAGUCAUAUCUCAUAAAAUAAAUAAAGAAGGUUUGCUCAGUCUAUCAAUAGAAGCUUUAGUCAGUGAGGAUACAAAUACGAGACAUUUCCUGCUCGUCAUUUUCAUGAAAAUGCUUGCCACGCACA